Molecule: messenger RNA, 393 nt
Organism: Didymodactylos carnosus
Lineage: Eukaryota; Metazoa; Rotifera; Eurotatoria; Philodinida; Philodinidae
Source: the annotation of a GenBank genome assembly
AUGGUUUGCACGUUAAUAUGUGAUUUAUUCCUGGGAAAUAUUGCAAACGCUGCGAUGAAUGAGAAGCCUACUGUUUCAAUCAUGAAAAUGAUUGAUGAACAAUUGAAACAGGUUGAAGCCAACAGAGUCUAUCAGAAUUUGACUGCAAACAAUGAAGCGGUAACAACAACAAUCAACAAAAAAACUGUACAAAAUCGUCGAAAUGAAGUUCUCCAACACUUACGUUUAUCACAUGAUGAAAUGUACAGUCUCUACUUGAUUGGUUCCCAAUUUCCAAAUGCUGUCCAUCGUCUGAUCCAUCUUCCAAAAUUAAUCGUGGUAUUUGGCAACAAUGAAAUGAUUGUCAUUUUUAACAAAUUAUUACUGUCGUCAAGAGAAAAAAUUAUUUUAUAG